Molecule: messenger RNA, 1773 nt
Organism: Sclerotinia borealis F-4128
Lineage: Eukaryota; Fungi; Ascomycota; Leotiomycetes; Helotiales; Sclerotiniaceae
Source: the annotation of a GenBank genome assembly
AUGUCAGCCACAGCUUCUCUGGAUUCUUCUAAUGUUACUUCUCCAGCGAAGAAGAAAAGCAAUAAGAAGAAGAAGAAUGCCAAAUCAAAAUCAAAUGGAGAGAUCCCUCGGGUUCAAGGCCAAGGAAAUGAUCUCAACAUAAAAGUGGCAGGUGAAGAAGGGGAUCCAGAGGAAUCCGGACAAUCAACUGUGACGACUCCGAAAGAUGCCCUUUUUCCAGCAAACAUCCAUUCGCAGACGAAUGGGCUCAAAAAUGACUCCGCAAGUAAUGGCCACACCAUUGCGCCAACAUCACCUAGCACCAAGGAGGUAGAAGGGUCCUCUGAAAUCAACGGAUCGGAUGCAUCGGAUGCAAGUAUUCGACUGGAAGCAAUGACGGCAGAACGUCAGGCAUUGCGCGCCGAAGUGGAACAAUUACGAAAAUCCCUCGAGGUCAUUCAGGGUAAGCAUACAGAAGAGGAUUCAACAGCCAAAGGCCAAUACUCCGAAAAUCUAUCGACCGUCGAAGAAAAGUACAAAGAAGAGAUCAUCGCACUAAAGAGUCAAUAUGCGGAGGAAAUUUCUACAGUCCGGGCGGAAUUGGAAGAGACCGAAUAUUCAAGAGAAAAUUGGGAAUCUCAAUAUCAUACAUUACUUACGCGCGUCAAUACGAUCAAAACUACUUUGGGAGAACGAUUAAAGGCAGAUAAAGAGGAAUUGGCGGAAGCCAAUGAGAAAAUUGAAGACUUAGAAUCACAAAAUGAUUCAUUUCAGAGUACUAUUCAAGGAUUGGAGGAUGAGGUAUCGAAACUACGGAAUGAAUUAAAUGAAUCUUCCAAGGAACUCUCGAGUAUGCGGAAUCGCAAUAACUUAUCACAACAAAACUGGGUGCAUGAAAGGGAUGAUUUGAUUCAACAGGCUAAACAUCUCAAAGAAGAAGCUGAUGCCGCAAAAGAAGCCAUGGGGGAUUGGGAGGUUCUGGCUAUGGAGGAGAGAUCUAUCAGGGAGAAUAUGGAGAGUAGAGUGUCUGAUAUGGACGAACAAUUCUCUACUCAAAAAGAAGCCUACGAAGCAGCAGUCGCUGAACGAGAUGGCCAGUUUCAGACAGUUGAUGGCUUACAACGAGCUUUACAGGAGAUUCAAGAGACUCGGAGACGAGAACUUCGAGAGAUGGUCGAAAGCUAUGACGAGCAAAUUCAAUCUCUUAAGAAAAUCGUUCAGGAUUCCGAUUCUCGAUGCAUUGAUGCUGAAACUUCGGAAAAAGCUCUCAAAAUAGAAUUGGAUCGGCUUCUACCGUUUGAAAAGGAAGUGAAGGAAAAGAAUUUGUUGAUUGGUAAACUUCGUCAUGAAGCCAUCGUAAUCAAUGAUCACCUCACAAAAGCUUUGAGAUUUAUCAAGAAGUCGAAAGUGGAGGAUAACGUUGAUAGACAAGUCGUCACAAACCACUUCCUACAUUUCCUCUCCUUGGAUCGUUCAGAUCCAAAGAAAUUUCAGGUUCUACAAGUCAUUGCCUCUUUAUUGAACUGGACGGAUGAACAAAAAGAGCAAGCAGGCCUAGCCAGGCCCGGUGCUUCAAGUAGUAAUUUACGCCUACCCAUGUCACCAUUCCACCGAACACCCAGCACCCCAUCAUUAUCCACAGAAUUCUUCACCGAACCUUCAAGCACCCACAGGGAAUCAUUAUCAGAACUCUGGACAGGAUUCCUAGAGCGAAGUGCAGACGAAGGAAGUGUCAAGGAGAAAGAUUCCAGGAGUGGCAGCGUAAGCAGUUCGACUGCUCCCGCCACCAAAUAG